CCAUAUAUCUAUUACCAACUCGGUACAACUAGGUUAUAUGCAAGUUUAAGCCAAUAACUAAUGAAUACAACUCUCAAUACAACCGAAAAAGAUAACUCUCAAUCAGUUUUUAACUACGCUCAAGCUGCUCAGACAAGCUCUCAAAACGUGGAAUCGCAAACAUCUAACAACGACAAUGGACCUAUCAGUGAACUUGAACCUGCUGAAGCCAAGAAUGCAACUGUAGAAGCAUCUUCUUCCGAAAUAGUCUCAUCUAUAGAUGCCCAAGCAAAUGAAAGUAAUCCUGAACCUUUAACAAGUAACGAUUCUGCUAAUUUGGUUGAAGAAUCUUCCAUUGAAACAGUGUCAAACCAAUCUGAUGGUACAGAAUCUAAUAAAGAAUCCCAAUCUAAAGUUAAUGAAUCUGUGCCCUCUAUGGAUAAUGUAUCAACCUCUCCUGAACCAAAUAAUAGCUCCUCUCAAGAAAUGCCAGCUGGUUAUAAAAAUCCUACAUCUCCUAAUGGUACCGGAAACUGGCAAGGCAACCAAUAUUAUGGGCAGUUCUACGGACGUAAUACUUACCCAACAUUUGUCCCACAACCUUCUGUCAACAAAGCUAUUCCUAUUAUCAAUCCUGACACAAGUGAGGUUAUUAAUCUUUCAAGCUCUUCUUUAAAGACUGAUGAAAAUAAAGAGAUUAAAGCAGUAUCUCCUUCUCGUGCUGUUAAGAUCGUGAACCCUCAAGAAAAGGAAGAAGUUGAGCAAAACGAAAAAGAAGAAGAUAAAAGUAAGGAAAGUGAGAAAACAGUUGAAGAAGGCGAAAAUUCUAAAACAAUGGAAGAAACGAACGACAAGCCUGAACCUGAAACCGAAGAUAGUGAAUUUAAAAAUGAUGAUAAAUCUAAAGAUGAGCCUACUAUUGAAGAUGAAGAACGUAUUGCUGCUAUCACUGCUGAUAAAAUUGCUAGAGGUGUUGCACCUGGUCGUCUUGACAUCUCAGCUAUUCCUGCACAUGUAUUCCACGAUUCUCCUGUAACUUCGCCUAGUAGUAAUACCCCUCCCAAGGUUAAACGUGCUCCUUUACCUGUGAUUGAAGAUUUUAGUGCUAUUCAAUAUCCCUCUGAGAUUAUAGCACCAAAAGGAAAAGAUCCAGUUUCCGGUAGGAUUGUUUAUGAGCGUGCCUUCUUGAUCCAGUUCCAAAAACUUUGUACCGAGACAGACGAAGACUUAUCACAACUCCCAUCUGCAACUGAAGAGGCAGGUAGUAAUGAAAAUAGACGUAGUAUGUCUCGUCGUCAAACAUCCGAACGCGGUCGUGGACCUCGUACUCCUGGUGGAUCAGGAGACAGUAUGUCUAGAAACAAUUCACGUGAUAGUCGUGGGGAAAUGGGUAAAUUCUCUAGUGGUCGCUCCUUCUCUCAUCGUCAAGGUAGUAGUGGACCUAAUUCUCCUGGUAUGGAGCGUCAAGGAUCUCAGGGUGGUAGAAGUAGAAGUAGCCGUGGUGGUAAGAACCGACAUAAUCCUAAAGAACAGUCUGGUGGUCCUACCAUUCCUCCUGAACAAGUUGUACCUUUGGCCAAGAGUGAAAACCGCUGGGUCCCUGCUGUCAUUAAAACAGGGGGAGCUGCUUCAACAACAUCUGAAGCUAUUGUUGCUGAAGUUGAGGCUGAAUUAAUUCCUCAAGAAAUGAUUGCUCGUAAGGUGAAGGCCCUUCUUAACAAAUUAACUAUUGAAAAAUUUGAUUCUAUUUCUGAUCAAAUCUGGGAAUAUGCUAAACAAUCUGAAAAAGAAGAUAAUGGACAAUCCCUCCGAAACGUCAUUCAACUUGUAUUUGAUAAAGCUUGUGAUGAACCUAACUUUGCUAGUAUGUGGGCACAACUUUGUAGAAAAAUGUAUGAUGUUAUUUCACAAAAUACUGAAAUUAAGGACGUCAACAUUCUUGAUAAGAAUGGCGAACCUGUUUCCAGUGGUUCUCUUUAUCGUAAAUACCUCCUAAAUCGUUGUCAACAAGAGUUUGAAAAGGGUUGGAAGAGUAACUUACCAAAGAUGGACGAAAAUUCAGCAAGUGAAAUGUUAACUGAUGAAUACUAUGCUGCUGUUAAAGCUAAGCGUCAAGGUCUUGGUCUUGUUCAAUUUGUGGGUGAGCUCUAUAAACGUCAAAUGUUAUCUGACCGUGUUAUGAUUGAAUGUUUGAUGCGACUCUGUUCUGAUCCUCAACAACCCGAAGAUGAUGAAACAGAGACAAUGUGUAAAUUGAUGACUACUAUCGGUCAAACAUUUGAAAGUAGUAGCAGAAAGAACAAAGAAUGGCUGGAUACCUAUUUCGAAAGAAUGAAAGAAAUGUACAAGUCUUCAACUUUAAGUUCAAGAAUCAAAUUCAAGAUUUUGGUAAGUUUAUUUAUAAUUCCCUUACCCUCUCCUUCCCUCUCCCCCCCUUUUUUUUUUACUUCUUUCUUCUUCUUCUUUGAUAUAUAUUUAUAUAUAUAUACUUACAAUUGUUAUUAGGAUGUAUUUGAUCUUCGUAAGAGUAAAUGGACUCUUAAACGUGGUAAUCAACCUGCUCCAACUACUCUUGCUGAAAUUCAUGAACAAGCCAAGAAAGCCAAUGAAGAGAAAGAAAGUAUGAAGCGUUCAAGUAGUUCCCGUGGAACUGCAUCACAUCCUGUCUCUCGUCAAGGUUCUUACCGUGGUGGUAGUCGUCCAUUAUAAAUGUAAUAUAUUUUAUAUAGUAGAAAUAAAUAAUAACAGUACAUAAAUAGUAUUCACAAUACACAAUCUAUUAUUACAUAAUAAAUUUUCGAAAGGUUACUACUUUU
Molecule: messenger RNA, 2795 nt
Organism: Cokeromyces recurvatus
Lineage: Eukaryota; Fungi; Mucoromycota; Mucoromycetes; Mucorales; Mucoraceae
Exons: 6
Coding region: 61-2484 (807 amino acids)
Cellular component (GO): eukaryotic translation initiation factor 4F complex
Molecular function (GO): translation initiation factor activity; protein binding; mRNA binding
Source: RefSeq, a predicted model, not a curated record